UCUAACUAAUAUUAAUCUAACAAAUAAGUUAUUCUAAAUUUUGUUUUCUAUAUUUUCAAUUGAAUAAAAAAUGUUCAUAAAAAUAUACUAUUUUACUUUUUUCAUAUUUUUGAUAAAUCAAAACGAUACAACUAGUUAUAGACUCGCGGAUGAAAACGAUUAUACUAAAUAUUUAUUUGAAGUAAUCAAUUAUGUUCGAUUUCAAGGCGAAUAUUCUUCAAUACAACACUUAAUAGACGGUUUAAUGGGAAAUUCAGAUUCCAUUCCAGACUUUAUUGGAGACUUAUGUCUACAUCUAAAUUACGAUAAUUUUACUAGAAUAUUUGAUGCUAUUAAUAAAUUACUUAUCUGUAGAUAUACAAUUGUUAUAGAAAUUUUCAUUAAAAAUAUUGGUUUAAUACUGCAAUAUUGUGAUAGCUAUCAUUUAAAAAACCAAUUUUAUGAUUUUACUGAUUGCUUAAUUACACUUAAUGACGCAUUAGAAAGUUCUAAAACUCUAUUUGAAAAUCUUAAGAAUGUCAUACAAUUCUUUAGUAAUUUAAAUAUAAAAUACGUAUUUAAAGAGUAUGAAAAAAAAACAAACAUUAUUGAUGAAAUUUCUUUUAUUAAUAAUCGCAUUCAAUCGAAAAGAAAAUUGGAUAUACUUGAGUAUAUCGAUAACAACGCUAAUCCUAAAGUUGAGAUGGUCGUUGAGGAUUUUGAAAAUGUUAAAAGUUUUCAUAACAUUAUAUCUUCGAUGAUUUCAUUUACUUCUAUUAAAAACAAUAAGUACUGUAGUUUCCAAGAUGAAUUAAAAAAUGAUGAUGCAAUGGAGCACGAUAACUAUUCAAUUUUGUGUUUAGAUCAUGUCCAAGUAUGUAAUAAUCUCAAAGUAUUUUAUAAUGAAGCAUUCAAGGUCGAGUACAUCAAUUUGGGUUUUCAUAACUUACUACAUCCGACAACACCAGGACUCAUAUCACCAUUAUAUAAUGACUCAUCUGAAGAUCUCGCAGACAAUGUUAUAAAUACACUAUUUAACGUGAAUAAUAGGCAAUCGUUAAUUAAUACGAAAAUUCGGGUGAACGAUGGAAUUAAAGAUUUAAAUGAAAUACAGCAUGAUGAAGACAAUCUAAUCAAUUUAUUUAAAAGAAAGCAAGAAGUUGCACACAUAUUGAAGUGUAGAUAUAGUGAAUUAUUAAGACGCGUUACUGUCUUUUUAACUGCUAUGCAACAUUUAUGCCUGAGACAACAUUAUAAUAAAAAUUUUAAUAACUUAAAUACUUGUGUAAAUUCCUUGAAAAGUACAUUACCAUCAGUUACAACUAUGAUCAAUCGUUUAUUAGCAAUUUUGGCCUUGUUAAAAAAAGCGUCCAUUGGGGAUUAUAUGGCGAAAUCGCAAUCAUGUUUAAAAAAUGUAGUGAAAAUUGCAUCAGAAUAUAAAUAUAUUUUAAAAAACCAAAAUAUUUCUUUAACUGCUGAAACUAAUGCAGCAAAUGCAUACACAUUUUUGAUAGAGUUCCGUCAAAAGCAAUCUGUUGUGACUCAGUUAUUUUCAGAUACUAAAGCCAAUCAAUUUCAUAAAAACUAUUGUGUUUUUGACAAACCAUUGUUAAAUAAAUUUCAAUUAAUAGACUCAUAUCAAAAUAUUCGAAAUAAUCGUAAUUUAAUAUUUUAUAGAUUAAGUUCAGAUUUAAUACAAAUUUGUGAAGAUUUUUUUAAAACUGACUACGAUUUAUGUUUUAGUAAAUUAGUAAACUAAUAUAUUAUUUUUUAUAAGUAAAAUAAAUACCAUUUUACAUUUUUAAAAUUUCCUUGGGUAUGAUUCAAUAAAGCCUAUAGAUGUAUUGUAAUAACAUUAAAAUCUUUUAAAUUGUUAAAUUUACUUAACAUAUGUUAAAAAUU
Messenger RNA from Daktulosphaira vitifoliae (grape phylloxera), 1881 nucleotides. RefSeq lists its product as uncharacterized. Lineage: Eukaryota; Metazoa; Arthropoda; Insecta; Hemiptera; Phylloxeridae. The coding region runs from base 71 to 1738 and encodes 555 amino acids. The record is from RefSeq and is a predicted model, not a curated record. The transcript is spliced from 2 exons.